This is a messenger RNA of Onthophagus taurus, 2038 nucleotides long. RefSeq names its product KIF-binding protein. The record is from RefSeq and is a predicted model, not a curated record. Gene Ontology annotation, biological process: microtubule cytoskeleton organization; central nervous system projection neuron axonogenesis; neuron projection maintenance. Lineage: Eukaryota; Metazoa; Arthropoda; Insecta; Coleoptera; Scarabaeidae.
UCUAUAUGUCAAAUAAAACAUAACCUAAAAAUACAACACAAAAUAAAGGUGUAAAUAUUCACUGAAAAUUAACAACUUAUUCAAUCAAAAAUGAUCAUCUCGAAAGAAGCACUUGUCGAUCUUCAAGAGAAAUAUGAAAAAGUGAAAAAAUUGAUUGAAGAGGACAGCAAAUUAGACCCCGAAUCAGAACCUUAUCUCUCAAAAUACGCCGCUCGAAACAUUUUGAUUUCAAUGAAUGCUAAUUUGGAGAAUAUGCUUCGUCAAAACUCUCAAGAUUCUUCGGAUCACAUAAAACUUCUUGGGAUGAUUGCAACGGUUCAAUUACUAUUAGGAAUAGUUUCAAUCGACACAGAAGAAUUAUCAGUAGGUGAGAAGCAUUUAACAAAAUGCCAAGAAUUAAUAGAAGGAAAUCAAACUAAACCAGAAUUAGCAUUCGUAACGUUACACAUGUACAAUCAAUUGGGGAUUUUGUGGUCAAAACGUGAAUCGGAAGUUGCUCAAAAAUAUCUCGAAAAAUCCGAAAGCUUUUAUUUUACAAUUAAAGAUUUAAAUGUAAUCCCAAUUGACCCCAACGAUCUUUUCGAUAACAACCUAGAAAGUUACAAUGAACAAAGCGAAAAUAUUCGAUUUGAAAAAGGAUACACGUUGACUUUGUUUUAUCUCGCACAAAUUCACGGUAGUUUAGGGAACGCUUUAAGAAGUUCCGUUUAUUGCCAUAAUACGUUAAAAAGACAAUUAGAAUACGACGAUUAUGAAUCGAUCGAUUGGGCUUUAAAUAGCGCGACUUUAUCACAAUUUUUUAUGCAAAAGCAUGGUUUUAAACAAGCUAGACAUCACUUAGCCGCGAGUAAUUACAUCUUAGAUAAACAUUUCGAGAAAUUAAAUGAAGAGGAAAAUCAAGAAUCAGAAGAACAUCAAGCUAAAUUAGAAACUUACAAGCAUCGAAGUGCUGAUGUAGCAAGAUGUUGGUUAAAAUAUGGUUUGAUGCUUUUAACAAGUUCUAAGGAGAGAUUAUUAAAGCAUAUUGAAAAUAUUGAUGCUGAAGUAAACGAUUGUGAUUCAAGUACGGAUUUAUCUACGAUGAUUUUAGAUGAAUCUGAUAAAAUUAAAUCGGAGGAUAUUCAAAAUUUAUUUUUUCCUUCGUUAGAUUUAAAAAGUUAUGAAGAAAAAAUAACCGAUCAAUUUUUGUUGACGUUUGAUGACGCAAAACAAGUUUUUUUAAUAGUCCAAACUUGGAUUAAUCAGGCGCGCUCUUAUUACACGAUAGAUACAUUAGCUUCUGAUUAUAUUGAAAUCGUUCAAGAUGAAAGUCAAUCUUAUGAUUCAUUAGUUUUUUACGAAGAAAAUCCAGAUAACCAAGCAAAACUUUAUAAACGAGCCGCAGAUGCUUUAGAAAACGUCGUUAAACAAAUAAAUCCAACUUAUUAUCUUCACCACUGUCGACAAAUUUGGUUUAGAUUGGGUCAAAUUUAUUCCGACAUGAUCGAUAUUAAAUCGGAUAAAUUAAAAGAAACGACCGGAAGACCAAGUCCCGUGGCGCUAACAAAAAUUAAUACUUUAACUCAAAAAAGCAUCACUCAUUUCCAAGCUUUCAUCGAUUCUUUUAUGAACCCAAAAAAGGAAAUGCCUAAAGUGAUUGAGGAAGAUUUUCAAAAACCUUUCUUACAAGCUUACUUUCAUAUUGGAGCUUUAAACGGACGGUUUAUCACGUUGGAUAAAAAGAGGCAAUUGGAGAAUAGCACGGCCGCUUUAGAAGCUUAUAAGAAAGUCGCCGAUUAUUGUAAAGAAAAUCCGAAAGCUGAGGAAUUAAUUCCCGCUGAAAUGGGGAUUAUUAAAGAAAUGCUUCAGUUAUUACCGAUUAAAUUGAUGAAAUUGAGGCAUGAAGUUCAGCAAAGUUCUUAAUAAAUUAGCGUUUAAAUUUUUUUCGUCGCAAUGAUGCUUAUAGCAGUGUUUAUAAUUACUAUUAAUAACAUUUGUGAUAAUUAAUAGAUAUUUAUUGCUUGGUUUUUGUAUUUAAUAAAGAUGUUAGCCAAGAAAA